UACUUCUUGAACUUCUUGAACUUCUUGUAUCAUUAUACUUGCUUCUCAUCCAAUAUCUCAGAUUUGGAACAACCCGACUGUCCUGUUGUCUACCCUAUACGAAGCAGAUCUCAAUUCCUUCGCCUGCGGGGCCGCUAUCUCUUCCCGAUAAUCGCUCCGCGGGGUUCGCCGCAUCGGUCACCAUGAGCGCCAUCCUAUCGGCAGACGACUUGAACGACUUCAUCUCGCCCGGAGUCGCGUGCAUCAAACCGGUCGAGACGCUUUCGCAGAAGGAGCCUGCAAACUCGGAGAACCCAUACGAAGUGACUAAAGAAGACAAAGUCCAGCCGGAGAAUGAGAAUGCUCCCCCAGCGGAGAUCUCGUUGACGGACUGCCUUGCGUGCUCAGGAUGUGUGACGUCGGCCGAAGCAGUCCUGGUCUCGCUGCAGUCGCAUACCGAAGUCCUGAACAACCUUGAUGCGCACCCGGAGAUUCCUGUUCACACCACACAGAAUGGAGUCGCGGCGGAUAUCAACGGCGCACCGUCGGGCGAAGGUCGCAUCUUUGUUGCAAGCGUCAGCCCUCAAGCAAGGGCCAGCUUGGCAGCUACCUAUGGGAUCUCCGAGAAGGAGGCAACGCACAUGAUCCAGCAGUUUCUCAGCGGUCCGCAGGGGUUGAAGGCUGGAGGCAAGCACGGGAGCGGCUUUACCUGGGUCGUUGACACCAACGUCCUGCGCGAAGCCGUUCUGGCUCUCACAGCGGACGAGGUGGCGGAGACGUUAGCAUCGAACAACGCCGGCAGCAACCUUCCCAAGCGACCCAUCUUAUCCUCGGCCUGUCCAGGGUGGAUCUGCUAUGCUGAGAAAACCCACCCGUUCAUCCUCCCGCACCUGUCGCGCCUCAAAUCACCUCAAGCACUGGCGGGCACUUUCUUGAAGAGUGUCUUGAGCAAGACCCUCGGCGUCCCUGCUUCUCAGAUAUGGCAUGUGGCGGUUAUGCCCUGCUUCGAUAAGAAGCUAGAAGCCAGUCGAGAAGAACUCACCGAUGCCGCGUGGAACCCAGACGCCGCGCGGGAUUCGUCCCCGGUGCGCGAUGUAGACUGCGUCAUUACCUCGCGCGAGCUGUUGACCUUGGCAUCCGCACGAGGAGUUUCCCUCCCCUCUUUACCGCUCAAACCCCUUCCCUCAUCCUACACCCCGACGUUCCCAGACGCCGCCCUGAACUCUUUCCUGUUCUCGAAACGUCUUUCCCCCGAACAAUCAACAGACGCAUCCACCUCCGGCGGCUAUCUCUACCACGUCCUCCUAUCCUUCCAAGCCCGUCACCCAGGAAGCCAGAUCGUCGCCCAGCGCGGGCGAAACGCAGACGUAGUAGAAUACUCCCUCAUAUCCGCAACGAACGAGCCCCUCCUAAAGGCAGCCCGAUAUUACGGGUUCCGAAACAUCCAGAACCUAGUGCGCAAGCUCAAGCCCGCACGAGCCUCUCGACUCCCAGGCGCGAAAGCCCCAGUAUCCACAAACCGGCGCCAACCAAUGUCACGCAAUGCAGCCGCCGGAUCAGGGCCCGAGUACGCCUACGUCGAAGUCAUGGCCUGCCCCGGCGGCUGCACGAACGGAGGCGGCCAGAUCCGCAUUGAGGAUGCGCGCCAGGCUACUACCACUACUACUAUCUCCAGCGCAGAGUCGACAGCCGAGGAUGUUCCGUUCAAGCCAUCUCCGCAUGAACAGCGCGCGUGGCUAGCUCGUGUAGAUGAGGCGUAUUAUUCAGCGGACUCCGACUCGGAGGCCCCCGUACAGCCUCUAUCUAUCAAGGACAAGGAAGAGCAGAUUCAUCAAGCCCUGCAGCGCUGGUCGGAGUUGAUCGACGUGCCUCUGUCGAAGCUGAUCUACACCACCUACCGCGAAGUGGAGAGUGAUGUGGGCAAGGACAAGACGGUGGCGCCUAAUGACACAACCCGCGUUGUCGAGCUCGCCGGGAAGAUUGGCGGGGGGUGGUAGGUAAAGUUGGGGGUCUACGAUGUACAUACCUUAAUGUUUGGUGGAUGCAUGCAUUUUAUGAGUGAGUUUGGGACGGACGGUUUGCAUUUGCAUAUAGAUACCAAUAUACUUCUUGGGUUAUACUGCUGAUAUUGGAAUCACAAGAUCUAUACGCGGGUCUCGAGGAGAAGUGGCGGGGCCUCUGGCUAGCGCAAUCGAGAAUCCAGGUAGGUUUGUACCUGUUAAAUCGAGAAGCUGUUGGGUACCGGAUUGAUCAAAAUUCUCCGGCUGGAUGAGCAUGGGCGGAUUGCCUGGGAGAACCGGUUGGAUCCUUUCACGUCUGGCUUGGACCAGUUUACGGGGGGCUUCUCCGAACGCUACGCAUUUGGUGGAAUUGGCUAGCUACGAUGGCACCCCGCGGUGCCCCCAAUUGAACUCUAAGGGCUCGGGACUCUGCAGUUGAAAUCACCCAUGACUGCUUGGUGUACCGGACUAUGCACCGCUCAUCUGUAACCGGGGAUUGAGUGGGCCCGUAAGAAGCCGAGUUUGGGGUACGAACGGUCUGCAUUCGCAUGGAGACACCAAGAUAUUUUUGAAUUACUCAUUACAAAUCCUUCCAAACAUGAUUCUAAUAGAUGCUAGGUACAUACAAGUAUGUUCUACCAUCGAUGUACGUGAAAGUUCU
This is a messenger RNA of Aspergillus candidus, 2640 nucleotides long. It is a transcript of the gene nar1, whose product is annotated as iron-sulfur cluster assembly protein NAR1. The transcript has 2 exons. Lineage: Eukaryota; Fungi; Ascomycota; Eurotiomycetes; Eurotiales; Aspergillaceae. Gene Ontology annotation, molecular function: 4 iron, 4 sulfur cluster binding. The record is from RefSeq and is a predicted model, not a curated record. Gene Ontology annotation, biological process: iron-sulfur cluster assembly. The coding region runs from base 183 to 1976 and encodes 597 amino acids. Gene Ontology annotation, cellular component: cytosolic [4Fe-4S] assembly targeting complex.